This is a messenger RNA of Syngnathus acus (greater pipefish), 1355 nucleotides long. It is a transcript of the gene ppp1r3g, whose product is annotated as protein phosphatase 1 regulatory subunit 3G. Gene Ontology annotation, biological process: regulation of glycogen biosynthetic process. NCBI's taxonomy places the organism in Eukaryota, Metazoa, Chordata, Actinopteri, Syngnathiformes, Syngnathidae. Gene Ontology annotation, cellular component: protein phosphatase type 1 complex. Bases 320 to 1132 code for a protein of 270 amino acids. The record is from RefSeq and is a predicted model, not a curated record. The transcript has a single exon. Gene Ontology annotation, molecular function: protein phosphatase 1 binding; glycogen binding.
GGCACGACAGUCGUUUUCUUUUCGCCAGUCCUCGUGAAAUGUUACAUGCAGUGGGAUGCCCUGCAAGACCUUUACUCAAGUCACAUAGGUGAGUGACUUUCUGUAAACUCUCAAGUCCUGCUUUCAGGUGAAGGCGCUCGUGUGUCCAUUGUGUGCACGCUUAGUACGUUGCUUGCGUGACAGCAGGUGCGCAGUGGGGGGGCUUUGAGGGGGAGGUCAAUGGGGGGCGUCCCCUCCCCUAUACAAGCAGGCCCCAGCGCGGACUCUGACCGGCAGCUGCUGUAGCAGCGCAUUGAGGACUGGCCUGGCAGGCUGCGUAAUGUCCUGGUCUGGAUCAGCGCCGCCGCUCCAGGCCGGGAUGGCCCGCGAGGACGAACGCGACCCGGACCCGGACCCCGAUCAGGACGACCAACUGGACGACGAGCAGGACGCGCGGCAACUGGAGCGGCGCAUGAACGAGAGGCGGCGGGCCCGCUCACUGCCCGCCUGCCCGACUUCGUUGCUGCUGGCCGCCGUGUCUGGUAGUGAGCGGCGCAAGCGGGUCCAGUUCGCCGACUCGCUUGGUCUGAGUUUGGCCAGCGUCAAACACUUCAGCGCGCUCGACGAGCCCCGAGUGCCCACCAAGGUGUUCUCCAGACACACCGGGCGGCCGGCGGCGGGGGGGCGCUUCCCAGACCCGGACCCAGACGCAGCAGGGGGAGGGCGCCUUGUCCCCUGCUUCUCCGAGCCCGCGGACCAGGACUCUCGGCUUCGGAUGCUGCGCGUGUGCCUGGAGCGGGUGUCCGUCACGCACUACGACGUGCGCGGCAGCGUGCGUGUGCUGAACGGGAGCGUGCGCGGGGAGGUGGGCGUGCGCUACACAUUCAACGAGUGGCUGUCCCACGUGGACGCGCAGGCCCUGCUCUUGGACGCCCAGCUUCCGGGCGGCGUGGGCGCGCGCUACGGCUUCACCGUCUACACGCCCCCUGCGAUGGAGGCUGGGGCGGCCGUACACCUGGCCGUGUACUUCCGCUCCGACCAGGGUGACUUCUGGGACAACAACGACGGCCGAAACUACACGCUCCGCUACCGCACCGGCCGCGAGCGUGCGCCCGCUAUGCCGCCGCCGCCCCCCGAACCGCAGGACCGUUGAGCGCGCAACGGGAAGUGACGUAAUCGCACCACCCCACACGCUUUGAGCACAUUUUAACUUCUUCAAAGACCUAACACACCUGCUGUCACGCUCACUGUUUGGUGACUUUCGUACAUCAUUUAAAGGAAAUGAAAAGACUCUCUCCAAUUAAGAGACCUAGAAUGCACAUGCUUCCUGCUGUUGUGGUUUACUGUUAAACUGACCCAUAAAACUUAAGACAAUA